UGGGCGUCACAGCGGUCUGGCCCGUGCCUCUGGUGUUCCCGGUUUGAUCCCGACCUCUGGCGCUGUCUGCGUGGUGUUUGCACGUAUCCUCUGUGGCUGCACGCAUUUCCCCUGGUUGUUCCCAGAAGCCUGCAGGCAACGAGGAACCUGAGACCUGGGACAUCGCUCUGCGGGAGCCAAUGAAUCCUCUGUUGCGUUUACCCACUGUCGUUCUCCUAUGUGGUCUCUUGCAUCCAUCUGUGGCCCCGUCCACGGACCGAUCCACCCUGGUGACAUCCUGCGACAUCUGUGGUGGCAGCUACCCUCUCCCAGGGUUGCUGGAGGACACCAACGAAACAUUGAACCAGAGCCUGGAGGGCAGCUCCGAAGGGGACACUUCCACCAACGCAAGCAUCUCCCUCAAUGGCUCCUUCACCGCUCUCGACAUGACAGCAGAUCAGGAUGGAGAACGGAUUAUCAGCUCAGUGGCAGAGGUGGGAAAGCCAGGCACAUUGGUGACCAGCUCAACACAGGCUGUGAAUCUGACCACCAAGCCUUGGCCUGGUAUGGAUCAUGACAGCCCCAACAUGACCCAACCAUCUGCGGCCCCCUCUGUCAUGGCUUCCCCGUCAAAGGAACACCUGACAACCCUGCUGGCAGGACCAACUACAGUAAGAACUGAAGGGUCCAGAAACCUUCCCACCAAACUAGUUUCAGGUCAGAGAUAUUUCAAACCCGGGGAGGCUGAGCCACAAGGGAAAACCCUGGGGAUCUUUGUCGGCCUGCUGGUGGUCCUGAUCCUGGUCCUGGGACUGGUCUACCUGCUCUAUAACAAGUCUCAGAAGCAUGACCCCUUCUCACACCAAAGGCUCUACAACACCGAUCCAGUUCUCAGCCUGGAUGUGUCCAUGGAGCCGCCGGAUCGAUUCUACGGUAGCUUGGGCCCCGCGUUUGGCAGCGAGUGCCCGGGGGAUCGUGUGACGCCACCGAAAGCCUUGAACCAGGCACCGGAGGGCGCUGGGGACCCGCCGUCCAAAGCACUGAGCAGCAGCGGGAUUCAGCUCAAACCCGUGCCCAAUAGCUCAGUGAAAAUCUAUCUCUAAAACCCUUCCUUGUUUCUUUCAGUUAGAAGUAUACGCAAAUAAACGCAAUGUUAACACUU
Messenger RNA from Hypanus sabinus (Atlantic stingray), 1141 nucleotides. RefSeq lists its product as uncharacterized. Lineage: Eukaryota; Metazoa; Chordata; Chondrichthyes; Myliobatiformes; Dasyatidae. The transcript is spliced from 4 exons. Bases 180 to 1082 code for a protein of 300 amino acids. The record is from RefSeq and is a predicted model, not a curated record.